Messenger RNA from Dichomitus squalens LYAD-421 SS1, 753 nucleotides. RefSeq lists its product as uncharacterized. NCBI's taxonomy places the organism in Eukaryota, Fungi, Basidiomycota, Agaricomycetes, Polyporales, Polyporaceae. The transcript is spliced from 2 exons. Gene Ontology annotation, molecular function: protein binding. The annotation marks the transcript as partial. The record is from RefSeq and is a predicted model, not a curated record.
CACCCUCAGCUAUACUUUCCGGACGGAGAUAUCGCUCUCCUUGCCGUCAAAGAGCCCCUGAGCCAUGACGGGCCUCCGAGUUUUUACGUCUUCCGCAUCCACAAAUUCCUCCUGAGGCAUCACUCGGAGACAUUUGCCAACAUGCUUGCGGAUGCAAACUCACAUACCGACAAUGUCUACGAUGGAGUGCCGCUGGUGGAAAUGCAUGGCGACAAGGCGGAGGACCUGGCGCAGCUGUUGAAUUUCAUCUAUAACCCUUCAUCCAUGACCCUCAAACGACAUGACCCUGAUGCCCCUAUAGUUGUCAGCGGCAUCAUACGCCUGGCGGACAAGUACUGCCUCCAAUCGCUCCAUGACCACCUGGUGAAACAAGUAGUGUCCGACUGGCCUACCACCCUCCACGAAUGGGAUAUCCUCCAAGGCGAGAUCUCCGCGAUCCUUAAGACACCAUCUACUGCCGCCCAUCACUUGUACGGAGAUCAUCCCGAGGAUAAGGCCCUCGCGGACCUCAUCCCUGAGCCGGUUUCCGCCAUCCUCUUCGCACAAGAGUUCGGGUGUUCCGAGAUCCUACCCGCCGCGUUCUACCAGUUGUCGCGCAUCAAAGUACAGCAUGACUGGACGCUUCGCAGUGACCCGGACGGCAAGCGCGUCGCCCUCGCCCGUUGGUCGCUGCUCGACAAGGAUAACCUCGUACGCUAUCUCCGAGGCUAUCAAGAGCUCGCCGAUUACUUCCCCGCGAUCCGAACGUUCCUU